Vanessa atalanta (red admiral) is the source of this 4359-nucleotide messenger RNA. Its product is annotated as gastrula zinc finger protein XlCGF26.1-like. Gene Ontology annotation, biological process: regulation of transcription by RNA polymerase II. The record is from RefSeq and is a predicted model, not a curated record. The transcript is spliced from 5 exons. Bases 70 to 1743 code for a protein of 557 amino acids. Lineage: Eukaryota; Metazoa; Arthropoda; Insecta; Lepidoptera; Nymphalidae. Gene Ontology annotation, cellular component: nucleus. Gene Ontology annotation, molecular function: zinc ion binding; DNA-binding transcription factor activity; RNA polymerase II cis-regulatory region sequence-specific DNA binding.
UAAAUAGCAUUAUUCUCUAGCUGUUUCCUGAGAAUUCUUUAAAAAAUAUACAAUUUGUAGAUAUAAGUUAUGAAUUUGAAUACGACAUGCCGUUGCUGCUUAGCACGACCGCCGGAUAAGGACUUAAAGUCAACUUACACAUGCCUCGGGAAAACCGAAGUUUACGGAGAUAUGCUUAAAGAAUGCUUCGAAGUUCAUCUGUCAAUAGAACCAUGUGAUUCUGAAAAUGGUAUUUGUGAAAUCUGCAUAGCGCGUCUGAGAGAUGCAUGUGACUUCAAACAGCAAGUGCUGCGUUGUCAAAAGGAAUUUCAAAUCAAACUCACCACAGCUAAAGAUGUUAAAGACGAAGAUUUGCCUAAAAUAAAAGAAGAGUACUCGGAUCCCGAAGACAAUGAAAUAUACUUCUUGGAAUUUAAAGAUGACUUCGAGGAUAUGAAAGAAGAUGACAAAUUGGCCGAAAUACUCCGUCUCGAUGACGUCACAGCUAAGAGGAAAGUCGAGAAGAAGAAGAACGGUAAAAAACGACAGAUCAUCAUAGAGAAACCCACCAAGGAUCGUAAAUCGAAAAACCUCAAACCGUCUAUUAAGCUCUCACUCCGAACGCUCUCUCAAAUCGAGAGGUUAAACAAUUCGCCCUCGAUCCGCUUCGUGAGCGAGAACAAGAAACACAGCAUAAACAUGGAAAAUAUACUUAAAUAUUCGAAUUGUACACCGUUUUUUAAUAAAACACUAUCCGGUAUUACUUGCGCUUAUUGCAAAGAAACUUGCCAGAAUCUAGAGGAACUUAAACAGCACACACACGAAAUACACAAAAAGGAUGAAUUUCAAUAUACGAAGAGAUUGGAUAAAAGUAAUUUGUCUCUAAAAAUGGAUAUAACUGAUCUCAAAUGCAAUAUAUGCGAGAAAAAUUUCGACGUGAUCUCCAAUUUGAAGAUUCAUCUGGCAAAGGAGCACGAUAUCAAGUUCUUCCCUGACGUCAACGACUAUAUCCUGGAGUUUAAGUUAACUGACGGCGAAUUGUUGAACUGUGCGUUGUGCCAUUCGACAUUUGAAACCUUCAAAAUGCUGCUCCAACACAUGAACGGACAUUAUCGCAAUUAUAUAUGCGAUGUGUGCGAUAUGGGCUUCAUAAACAAGCACAGAUUAAAAAACCACCAAAGGAUCCACGAAAUUGGUACAUUCAAAUGCGAGUUUUGCGAUAAAGUCUUCACCACACGCGUGAGGAAGAUGUGCCAUGAAAAAUAUACGCACAACAACGCAUCGAGGUACACAACGAACUGUCCACACUGCGAUCAAUCGUUCAACAGCUAUUACCAGAGGAACCGACACAUGUUCAAGGAGCACAACAUCGCCGCGGCAACCUACAAAUGUAAUAUUUGCGACAAAUCCUUCAUUCUAAAGUCGAAACUGACGUCUCAUAUAAAAAAAGUUCACCUAAUGGAACGCAACCAUAUUUGCACGGAGUGCGGUCAAGGUUUCUUCAUCAAGCAGUCGUUGGAUGAGCACAUGGUGAAGCACAAUGGAGAGAGAGUCUUCAAGUGCACGGUGUGCCACAAGGCAUACGCCAGGAAGAAGACGUUGAGGGAACACAUGAGGAUACACAACAAUGACAGGCGGUUUAAGUGCGGUGUUUGUAGUUUAGCGUUCGUUCAGAAGUGUAGUUUGAAAAGUCACAUGCUAUCGAAUCACGGGAUAACGUUGUCCGAAUUCGAAAACGCGAGAAGUGAAAUACUCAUAUCGUAGGACUGUGUGCUUUAAAAUGGGACUUGAUUCAAGUUUUUUAGGUCGUACCUAACAUCUUGUUGCAAUAUGAUGAAAUGUGUACAGUUAACCCGCGAUGAUCCGACAGCCGUUUUGUGAGGUUGAGGGUGAUGGUGUUCGUCAAACUAUACAUCCAUAUUGGAGUCCGGAAUUUUCGGACUGGAUGUCGAGAACAAGUUACGACAUGUUGAAUUAUACAUUGACGAAGAUUUGCCGAGAUUAAUGUACGUUACAGCCCCCUCUCAAGCACGACAAACAAAGCUGCAAGCAGUCUGGUUAUUUCCACCCCCCAAAAAAAGACUUAUAUGAAAUUUUCUAAGGCGCCCUAAUGAUGGUCCAAGACAAUAGGGUUACCAGGUUUUUUGCAACCCCUGCACCCUGGGUUAAGACGAACCUGAACCUGCAGGUACUGUUAUGGGUAUACAGGAUAAUCGGGGGUGCUUGAUCAGACAGGAACUAGAUUACCGCGGGUCAAUAACAUUUCGUUUAUAACCGUUUUUUUAUUCCUUAGGGAAAAAACGGAGGGAACUUUUUAUUAACAUUGGGCUGGUCCUGAUGUUAGGAUUAUUUAUUCCUUUCAAAUUUAAAUCCUUGAAUAAAUUAUAAAAUUAAACUUAAAUUUAUGUUUCUUGAUGAUUUGAUUAUAUAAUAUAAAUCGUAUUAUUGAAAGGCACUUUGUAUAUUUAAUAAAAUGUUUGUGAUACAUCACACAGUGAGAGUACGCAGGAAUGGACUAAAGUUUGCUGGAUAACUUGAAUAAGUACUUGCAGUUUUUGAUGUACUAGGUUUGUACUAGUUUUUUUAUUAUUUUUUUAGGUUGGUGGUGUAUAGGUCGUGUUAGGAAUAGUUAAUAUUUCUUAAAGCGCCUUUGUCUAUGGGCGGUGGUGACCACUUACCAUCAGGUGGCCCAUGUGCUCGUCCGCCAACCAAUGCCAUAAAAAAAUGUACUUAAAUUAUUUUCAUGAUUGGUGGAGUGAAAUAUUGAUGGAGCACGUUUCGUGAGACAUUAUGACACGUCUAGAAUCAAUAGAGUCCUUUGUCUAGCAAGGUAUAUUCAUGGGAUAUUUAUAGUACAUGAACCCCAUUACAUUCUAGAAUUAAUAAAUUUAAAAAAUGACAUUGAAAACUGACUGAUUUUGACGUCUUUGUGUACUCUCCAGGGUGUCCUCUAUUCAUUUCAAAAAGUAUCAGCUGCAAAUAUUUCGAUGCUCAAAUUGGACUGAAAAGCAAUUUUUAAUAUCUCUCAAACUAUACCCCGGUGGCUAUCAGACGUGAUAGACAAGUUUUGUGACUCUAAACUCGAAGCUGUUUCUUAUAAAUAUUCCCCUACUAGAUAUUUCAACAAAAGUAAACAAUUUUCCUCAUGAGGCAGGUCCUACCCUUUUCCAAAUGAGCAAGUGUCAGGUAUUUUGCAACACCAUGACUAUUUAUAGUGGUGAGAGGAAUGAAGGAAGAGGAUUUAGGAAUUUAACGUGCCCAGUCUGUCAUAUUGUCUAAACAUAUAAUUUUUUUUUUUUGGAUUGUAUCCGUCUUUCCGCAAAAGUGGUGCAUUAAAUCAAGGUGCAUUUUUAUGAAGAAUUUACAAGGUGCAAAGGAUGGGCUCCUUUUUGGUAUCAACAUCCCCCAUUUUAUAAAAAAAUCUUCCAAUUUUGAGUUGCUGUAGAAUUCUUAUUUGGUUCAGGCAUUUUUGUUAAAUCUACUUAAAGAAAGAUUAAUCCUGUAAUAAUAAAGAUUUUGGGCAGGAGUCAAGGAGGAAAGGCUGAUCAGAGGAGGGUCGAUAUCGUAUUCGGUGAUUUUUUUCAAAGAAAGUAUAUCAAAUAUCAAUGACAUACCGAAAGUUUCGAAUGAAUUGUCUUUUUAGUAUUUAGACAGUUUCUUUCAGAGGACAUUUGUUAAAACCUCUUUCUUAUAUAUAAAUAAUUAAAGUACUUACAACUAUGAAAGAAACAUGUCCAAGAUGUCUGAUAGGGUUCCUUAUAACAGUCUAUUCCAAUCGCAGGGGUGACGACAAAUAAACAACUUUGACCUUGAAUUGACGCGAUAUCAUUGGUCGAGAACCGAGAUCUUUAAUAAUCUAUGGUAACCAUUAUGGAUCCGCGAAAAAAUGACGUUUUAGCAAAGUUGGAAUUAAAAUUUAAGUGUAUAUAAGAAGUUAAGUAUUGUAUUAUAAAUAAAGAUAUAUUAUUCAAGAACUGUUUAAAGUAGAUUAAAUGUAUAUCUAAGGUUUGAUUAUUAAAAUGUCUCCUUCGAUUGGAAUAGGCUAUAGGAUCGAACAUUACCAAAAGAAAUGACGUUUGGCUCAUAUGUGAGACAUUUUCGAACGUUAAGAGUAAAGUGUGUACAGAAGAAAUAAAUUCGGUCACCCCACUGGCGAUUGUCUGAAACUGUAAACCGUAUUUAUUUUAUAAAUACUCCUGUUGUGAGAGUGAGUGAGAAAAAUAAUUAUUAAUUUAUUUAGUAUUUAUUUCGAUAUUAACUGUAAAAAAAAAUAUAUAUUCGAUUUUUUUUAACUGUCAACAUUUUUUUAUUAUUUGUUAGAUGCAUUUGAAAAUUAAAAUCGAAUGUAUUUAGAAUACAUAGGUCUGUUCGUUCACGAAG